UCCGCCAGUGAUAGAAAAUGGCGGAGUCGGAGGAGGAGGUGGACGUCUUGGUCCAGAGAGUAGUAAAAGACAUCAGCAACGCGUUUAAAAGACAUCCUAACAUUGAUGAGAUUGGGUUCAUCCAGUGUCCUGAGGCCCGCUACAACCGCAGUCCUAUUGUUCUGGUGGAGAACAAGCUGGGUGUUGAGAGCUGGUGUGUCAAGUUUCUGCUGCCGUAUGUCCACAACAAGCUGCUGCUCUACCGCCAGCGCAAGCAAUGGCUGGACAGAGAAGCUUUAGUGGACAUCACCUGCACUCUGCUGCUGCUCAACCCAGACUUCACCACUGCCUGGAAYGUCAGGAAGGAGUUGAUGCAGUGUGGUGUUCUUAACCCGGAAAAAGACCUUUACCUCGGCAAGYUGACUCUCACCAAGUUCCCAAAGAGCCCAGAAACGUGGAUACACAGGCGAUGGGUGCUGCAACAUAUUCUGCAUCAGUUUUCUGCUGUGGACCACCACAAACAUCAGCAGGAGGUUGAAGCAGAGGUCGAUGCAGAAAGGACUCAACAUGUCAGCGAUCAACUGGCCCAAUUAAUUUAUGAAGAAAUGAAGGUGUGCUCUGACGCUGCCUGCCGGUAUCCCAGUAAUUACAAUGCUUGGUCCCAUCGCAUCUGGGUGCUGCGACACAUGGCCAAAGGCAACAUCAAGGUUUUCCACGAUGAGCUGUCAUCUCUGCGUCUGUGGGUGUCUAUGCACGUGUCUGACCACAGUGGGUUUCACUACCGCCAGUUCCUGCUCAAAGAGCUGCUCUCCGAACUAAGCCAGUCUCCAGUCKCCCCUAGCAACAGCAGUAGUCCUCAGACUAAUGGGGAUCUGUCAGGAGCCGAGGCAGCGUCUGAGAAGAGACAGCUGAUCUUCUCUACAGUCCAUCAGCUCUUCCACCAGGAGGCAGAACUGUGCUCAGACUUGAUUCAGUCCUUCCCUGGACACGAAACUCUCUGGAGUCACCGACGUCAUGUCUUUUACCUGUGGGACCAGUGGAAGAAGCAUCAAUGCAGCAGCAGUGGAGACCAUGACUUCAGUAACAAUGACUCAGGUGACCCCACAGGUCAAACAAGUGGCAGCGAGGAGGAUAGUCUGAACAGUCAGAGGCACACUGGUACACCUAUGGAGGUGGACCGGGUUUUCUUGGCAGACCCACAAGACAACAAGCGACUGAGGAGAGGUGUCCUGCCGUCCAUCCCCCUGACCCUGGAAACUGAACACGUGUUUAUUAACAGUAUACUGGACAGCUGUUGUAACUCUGAGCAGAGGAGCUUUGCUGUAGCAUACAGGAAGUGGUUAGACAUAGUCAUCAGUAUGCAAUCCUGAGACCACCCUUUCAACACUAAAGAUGCCUUUAGAUACAGAUUUAGAGUCAAGUUAGCUAUCAGUAGUGCUAAUUUCAGACAAUAGUACAUGAUAAAUUUUGAAUCGAGUCAUAGUACAGCCUACUUCCUGUCAGUGUGGAGAGUGGAUGGAGUGGAUUCUCAUCAUUAAGAACUAUUUGAGCGUGAUCUGAGCUGACACCUGUUGGUGUUUCCACACAGAACCAGUCGUGUGUCUGGUGUCAGACUCUCUCUCUCAGGUCUCUCAAUGCCUUAGGUCAAAUAUCUGUUGUUUUUAACUAAUAAACAGAUUCAUCAGCA
Messenger RNA from Austrofundulus limnaeus, 1666 nucleotides. It is a transcript of the gene ptar1, whose product is annotated as protein prenyltransferase alpha subunit repeat containing 1. Gene Ontology annotation, cellular component: cytoplasm. The record is from RefSeq and is a predicted model, not a curated record. The transcript has 7 exons. Gene Ontology annotation, molecular function: protein prenyltransferase activity. Lineage: Eukaryota; Metazoa; Chordata; Actinopteri; Cyprinodontiformes; Rivulidae. Bases 18 to 1349 code for a protein of 443 amino acids. Gene Ontology annotation, biological process: protein prenylation.